AAACAUUCAACCCAGAGAGUUUUUCUAAAGAUGUCGCUUAACAAAAGCCUGUUUGUUGUCCUCGCUGUGUUGGCCAUCGUUCUAGUAAUGGUGGCCCACGAGACUUCGGCCUAUGAUUGUCUGUCGGGAAAAUUCAGUGGACCCUGCUGGGCGUGGGAUGGAGAACAGUGCCGACGACUCUGCAUAGAAGAGGGACACGUUAGUGGACAUUGCAGUGCCAGCCUGAAGUGUUGGUGCGAAGGAUGCUAAAGCCGCUCAAUAUUAUACGUGUUUAUGUUCUUAAAUAUCUACACAUGAACUAUGUAUUUUUUAUUGUUCUUACAAAUAAAUACAAAAUAUAUAUCACGGCAAAAA
Drosophila takahashii is the source of this 354-nucleotide messenger RNA. Its product is annotated as drosomycin. NCBI's taxonomy places the organism in Eukaryota, Metazoa, Arthropoda, Insecta, Diptera, Drosophilidae. The record is from RefSeq and is a predicted model, not a curated record.